Messenger RNA from Besnoitia besnoiti, 306 nucleotides. RefSeq lists its product as uncharacterized. The transcript has 3 exons. NCBI's taxonomy places the organism in Eukaryota, Apicomplexa, Conoidasida, Eucoccidiorida, Sarcocystidae. The record is from RefSeq and is a predicted model, not a curated record. The coding region runs from base 1 to 306 and encodes 101 amino acids.
AUGCGCCGGCAGUUACGUGUUUUUCUUGUUUCUCAGCGGCUGUCGAGGCUUCUGCUCGGUGCGGCUCCUGCGCUGCCCACAGCGCCUGCGGGCACAGGCGUCGUCUUCCACAGUCGAAUGCUCCCCGUGAAGUACGCGCUCAACGGUCCCAAGUGGAUUGCUGUCGUCGGCUCCGCGUUCACCGGCGUGUUCGCCGGACACUUCUUCUACAAAACCUGCGUCCUCAACAAGAACCCUCCCAACCCCCCCCGUGACCCCAACGAGAAGCCACCUGAGCGCCACCCGCACGCCCCUGCGGAUGAGUAG